CCCCGGGCCCCCCCCGGGGGGAGAGGAGAGGGGAGAGCGGGGCCGCUGUUGAAGGGGAAACAGCAGAAGAUGUUUGGCCAGAAACCCAAAGCCAAGGCCGCCAAAGGCCGGGGGGCAGCGGCCGCCAAACAGUUGGGUCUGUUCAUGGACGUUUCCUCUGAAGAUAUGAUGUUAGAUAUAGAAGGAGAGUGUGACGAUGGAGAUUUGGAAGCAGAAUUAGCUGCACUAACGGGAAAGAAGUCGGUCACUAAACAACAGCCAAAAGGAAAAGCCCCUUUGCCAAUGGAGCAUAUUGAACAAAUGGCAGAGAAUUGUAUGAAAGACUUGGACGAAACUGAAGAUGAUGAUGAUGAUCUAGAAAAUGAUGAGGAGCUCUUGGCAGAGUUGGUGGAAAUGGUUGGAGAAGAAGAUGAGGAGGAGGAAAAACCUACAAAAACACCGUUUGUGGAGCCGCUAAACCAGCCAUCAGCUCCUGUCUCUCAGCCACAGCUGAUUAUAGUUGCUGAGGCUACCAGUGGUGUGCAAGGCACUGUGGAAGAGAGAAUACAGAUGUAUAAGGCUGCAAUAUCUAAAGCAAAGGAGGCUGGAGAAACAUCGAAAACACGAAGAUACGAGCGAGGUCUGAAGACAUUAGAGACUAUGUUGACUUCUGUAAAGAAAGGUAAAACGAUAAAUGAAGCUGAGCUUCCACCCCCAGUGGCUGUUGGUAAAAUCAGUGCUGCCGCCCCUAAGGCUGACAACGUGGAGAGGCUGGAAGAUGAGAGUACAACAGAAGGAAUGGCCAAAGAUCAUCAGGAUUUACCAACAGUAGUGGUUGAGGCACCUGUACCUGCCCCUAAAUCAAAUACCUCUGUGUUACCUGUGGAGGUUAUAUUACCUCUUGUCUCUUCAUCAUCUGAACCAACUAGAGUUCUGACAGAAUCGAUCAGCUCUGCUCAGUGGAGGACGAAUGAUAAUCGAGCAGUUCAUGCUCUCUCAGAAACUAAUGAUACAACGGCAUUAUUGACUGGAAGACAGAAGGAGUACAGAUUGGCUGCAUUGAAAGCAAAGCAACGGGGAGACAUUGAAAAGGCUAAGGAAUUCAUGAAAACUAGCAAAAAGUUUGAUUCGGUAAUCAUGGCUUUGAACAGUGGAGAACCUGUGGAUCUUCGUAAUCUGCCACCAUCACCAGACGCUGCAGUCCAUGAAAAAUCACCUGCUCUUCCCAGUGUAGUCACUGCUUUUCCUGUACAGCAACAACCGUCUACAGCUGAACCCAAAACUCCUGUAGAAUCUGGCCCCCCUAGACCACCUAAAGAUAUACUGGAGGCCCUGCAGCAACGCAUGGAGAAAUACAAAUCUGCAGCAGCUCAGGCUAAAGCUGGCGGGAAUGACCGUAAGGCGAGGAUGCACGAGAGAAUUGCCAAGCAAUACCAGGAUGUCAUCAGGGCACAUAAAGCUGGAAGGAAAGUGGAUUUUGCGGAUCUCCCAAUCCCACCAGGAUUCCCACCUAUACCUGGAGUGCAAGACACAGGUGGAAACCAAGAUAUUGCAGAAGUUCUUGAAGCUGCAUCUCAACUCGCAACUGCAGAGGUGACUGAGGAGGAUGAGGACGAGGAGAGUGGAGCUCCUGCACAGCCUCCCAUUGCAAAGAAACCAACAAGGAUUCCAGAGCAGGGAGUGUCCAGCUUGAUCCUAUCCCCUGCAGCACAGGGCGGCAAGUCUCCAGUACCACAAAAGUCAUCACCAUCUACACCCAGCAGUCUCCAAAGCUCAACAGCCCAGCUACAGUUGGAGUUUCUGGAGAAUAGGAAGAAGCUGUACAUUAAAGCUGCUAUUCAGGCUAAACAGAAGAAGAAUCUUGAACAAGCAAAACAGUUCCUUCGGACCAUCAAGGGUUUUGACCCAAUGAUUGAGGCCGUCAAAAGCGGGAAACCAAUUGAUAUUUCCAAGGUUCCUUCGCCCCCAGAUGAUGACGAGGAUGACUUUAUAAUGGUGUAUCACAAAGAUGUGAAGGUUUCGUCUAAUUUUGAGGAGGUGUACACAAACCUUAUGAAGCUUCUGAGGGAACAGUACCAGAAAUGUCUGACCUAUUCCAAGCAAUUUACACAUCUUGGGAAUGUGGUGGAGACAACAAAGUUUGAGAAGAUGGCUGCCAGUUGCAGCAAAAAUAUGGAGAUCCUUAAACUGGCCCAGGCUCAGGGUUUGAAUCCACCCAAACAUCAUUUUGAGGAGAGAAGCUUUCAAAUUGUACGGAUAUUUUCAGAUCUCAGUAGUACUGAAAUGCUUCUCAUAAUUGUAAAAGGAAUCAAUCUCCCAGCUCCUCCAGGUGUGGCAACUCAUGACCUUGAUGCCUUUGUAAAAUUUGAAUUUCAUUAUCCUAGUUCAGAGCAAGCCCCAAAAUUUAAAACUAAUGUAAUCAAGAAUACAAACUGUCCAGAAUAUAAUCAAAGUUUCAAGCUAAAUAUUAACAGAAAUCAUCGAGGUUUUAAACGAGUGAUUCAGAGCAAAGGAAUUAAGUUUGAAAUAAUUCAUAAAGGAGGAUUUCUCCGGUGUGACAAGCCAGUGGGAACCGCUCAACUAAAACUGGACAAACUAGAAACUGAGUGUGAGGUCAGGGAAAUCAUUGAGAUUUUUGAUGGCAGGAAAUCUACUGGUGGCCGAUUAGAAGUGAAAGCUCAAAUCAGAGAACCUCUCAGUGGACAAGAUUUACAAAUGAUUACAGAAAAAUGGCUGGUCCUGGAUACUGUGAGCACGACACAGAUAGGAACAUCUGAAGAGAAAGCUGCAGGACCACAAUAGUUUGUGAAUUACACACUGGUUCCUUUAUCAGGUCAAAUGGUACUUAAAUUAACUAUGCACCUAUUCAUGACUGCUACAGUAGAAUAGAAUCUACAAGUACAAACUGCUGCUUCUGAGAACACCAUAACUUGCAUGAAACGCCAAAGGAUGUUGAUUCGGGAAGUACAACGUUUACAGAAAUAUUUCCUUAUUGUAAAUCUGCACAUUUCCAGAGUGCCAUGGAUUCUUUCAAAGGAAAUGUGAAAAGGCCAUUUGUAAUAGUUACUGUACAGGUAGAAGCGAGUAUGGUGAACAUUUCUCAAGAGGAAGGAAAAAACUAGGUUGAACAGGAGUGGGCAGCCCUACCUCCUCUGGGCCUUUCUCCACUCAAUGAACAUGGAAUCUGCUGCCAACUUGUUUUGUUUGAAUUCUUAAUGGGUCAGAGGCAAAGUUUGGUUGUAAAAGUUUAAGUGUUAAGCUUAAGUGCAGCAGUUACUGACGGAGUGAACAGUCCAUUCUGCAGCAUUGUGUAGCAAGUUGAGUGCAUUACACGGCUAAAUGUGAGACUAGACGUAGCCAAACACUGUAUGGUGUAAACAAAGGGCAGGUUGAUGUGAAAGCCAAACUGAUAGAAUGCACUUGGCCUCAAUAACUAAGAAUUUUUCAGGACAAAGACCAUUCAUUGCAUUGAUUACAAUUGCUGUCCUUUCACAUUACCUUCUGAUUUGAACAGAAAAGCACUACAUUUUGGUGUAACCUUAGUAUGUUAUGACACAGUUGCACUUGCUUUCAGGGAAAUGCUUGGUGUUUAUGUAUGUGCCUGAAGAUAUGUAUAUGCAGCCUUAAUGUAUAGCUUUGGAAAAAUGGAGAAAGUUAAUGUACCAUAAGUGUGUAAAUGGUUCAGAGCUUUGCGUUGAGGGAUAAUAGGUUUACACAUUUUAUGAAGUUGCACAAAAUGUAAAAAGGCAGAUCAAUAUUUUAUAUGGGGGAAGAGGGGAAAAAAUCUAGUCAUUGUCCCAGAGCUGUCUCCUCAGGCCUAAAGAUUUCAGGACGAAAGGAGGAGACCACUAUCCCCAAUCUGCUCCCUGAAAUGGGUACCUAACCGGUGGGAACAUUGUUUGAUAAAAAUCUUGAACAAGAUUCCCACCAUCCUAACCAAUAUUAAAGUUGCACACGGCAGGAAUUGUUUAUCCUGCUUUUUGAACAAUUUAAAGCAGCGUUUAUGUAUCUUAAAGGUGACGACUCAUUGCAGUUUGAGUUCAAAAGAAACAACUGCUGGAUUUCUUUAAGGGAUCCAGUGCAAGAUCCCUCACCUUGCUCGCUUUUCAGUGCCUUUGAGACUGAGCUGUCAAUAUGCUCUGAUGGGCAGGCAGUUUAUCUAUUAUAGAACUACCCUUUUGCAGGAAUAUCUACUGGAAUGUACUAUACUGCUUGUCAAUCUUGCUCCACAAAUGUUUAAUGCUGUAUAUAUUUAUUUCAAACAAUGUAAGCUGUUUGCAGAAAAUAAAAUUUUAUUUGAAGAUGCUAAGGGGAGUAUAC
Molecule: messenger RNA, 4299 nt
Organism: Callorhinchus milii (elephant shark)
Lineage: Eukaryota; Metazoa; Chordata; Chondrichthyes; Chimaeriformes; Callorhinchidae
Gene: cc2d1b
Product: coiled-coil and C2 domain containing 1B
Exons: 25
Coding region: 70-2781 (903 amino acids)
Biological process (GO): regulation of transcription by RNA polymerase II
Cellular component (GO): nucleus
Molecular function (GO): RNA polymerase II cis-regulatory region sequence-specific DNA binding; DNA-binding transcription repressor activity, RNA polymerase II-specific
Source: RefSeq, a predicted model, not a curated record